Messenger RNA from Adineta ricciae, 909 nucleotides. Lineage: Eukaryota; Metazoa; Rotifera; Eurotatoria; Adinetida; Adinetidae. The record is from the annotation of a GenBank genome assembly.
AUGGAUAUCGAUACGCGUAAAUUGAAGAGUUCAUCAUUUUGUUCAGGAUGUUCCGAACCGGCAUCAAUACCUGGUGGAGUUUAUCGUGUCACUGAUUACGACGUCGGCUCUUCGGUUGAUUAUGACUGUGAUUAUGGAUAUGAAAUGAUUGGUGCUAGUCGAGCAUUUUGCAUGGUGCCAUCGGAAUGGUAUCCAUUACCACCAACUUGUAAAUAUAAUCCAUGCACAAAUGAAUGUGAAUUGUGUGAGAAAAAGACAGGCGUGUGUUUAAGACAACCAACAAGAUUAACACCACUUGUGUGCGAUCCUCCGUGUGACAAGGACGAAGUCUGUAUUGAUGGAGAAUGUACUUGGUCGAAUGUCGAUGAAGACAAAAUGGAUGAUCAAUGUUAUCCAUCAUGUCCAUUCGGUACGCAAUGUGUCAAUCGACAAUGUCAAUCAUCGUUAACACCGUAUUGCCCUGUGGUAUGUCGGCCUGGUCAAGUCUGUGUGGACGGUCGCUGCGGUUGUUAUAAAGGAUUGUGUGAAUUCGAUCGACCAUGCUAUGAAAUUUGUGAAGUAGGUGAGCGUUGUCGUAAUCAAUCAUGUAGUUGCGGUUCACGCGGUAAAUGUGGCAAGGGAGAAGUCUGUCAAUCAGAUAUCUGCAUGUGUGGUACAAGACGGGGCGGUUGUCGUUCACAUGAAUCUUGUCUCAGUGGAAGAUGUAUUUGUAAAACAAAUUCAUGUGAUCAAUGUAAUAAUACAUGUAAAUCAAAUGAAAUUUGUCUUGAUGGGAAAUGUGUCUGUAAAAGUCAAUGCCGAAACGCAUUUUGUCCAUUGCCUUGUUUGAAUGGGGGUCGAUGUACAGGCUUCUACCAAUGCACUUGUCGUCAAGGUUGGCAAGGACAUCGAUGUGAACGACAUGACUAA